CUGUACUGUGUCCGCAGUCUCUGAUCAUCUCCUGUAGUAUGUCUGCAGUCUCUGAUCAUCUCCUGUACUGUGUCCGCAGUCUCUGGUCAUCUCCUGUACUGUGUCCGCAGUCUCUGGUCAUCUCCUGUACUGUGUCCGCAGUCUCUGGUCAUCUCCUGUACUGUGUCCGCAGUUCUCUGGUCAUCUCCUGUACUGUGUCUGCAGUCUCUGGUCAUCUCCUGUACUGUUGCGUCUUAUGUAGCCAAAACGACAGUAAAGACUGUUUACUUUAU
Messenger RNA from Staurois parvus, 272 nucleotides. The record is from the annotation of a GenBank genome assembly. NCBI's taxonomy places the organism in Eukaryota, Metazoa, Chordata, Amphibia, Anura, Ranidae.